Molecule: messenger RNA, 615 nt
Organism: Haemonchus placei
Lineage: Eukaryota; Metazoa; Nematoda; Chromadorea; Rhabditida; Trichostrongylidae
Source: the annotation of a GenBank genome assembly
AUGCAAGAUGUGGAGAGCGUCAUCCGCAUAAGUGGAAUUUACCAAGAAGCCCUACAGUGGGUGGACGGCCAAGAAUGGAAGAAACCGAUUCAUAGGAAAAAAGACAACAAUACCUGUUUACACUCCGCUGCUCGUCGAAAAUUCGCAUGCAACCAUGAUGCUGUGGCAGGGGUCACAUACAUUAUGGACAAGCUACCUCAGAUAGAAUCAAACCGGGACGUAUUGUUAAUCGUGAGCACCAAAGAAGCGAGCAUCGACCUCAUCGUUAAGGACUUUGCAUUGUGGCUAGAAGAACCAGUGCCGAGGGACGUACAGCUCGCCAUUCGCAUGGCCCCAAUGGAGCACCAGACCCUGGGGCAAGAGAAAAAAUGGUUUGAGGUCUACAAUUCGAUGAAGGCCACGGUUGAGAAUGUGAGAAAGGUAGUAAACAAUGUGCGACUACUCGGCGGCGCAAAAGCCGGAGAAUUGGACCACCCACAUCGGUCGUUGGGUACAGCUCUUUAUGAUGAGCAAGGUCGAAUCGGAUUCCAUGGAACCAAGACAUGGUACGCGUGUCAGGAAGUUCUGAGUAAGCGACUGGCCUCCUACAGCAGAGAAACCAAAGAAGGAAUUUGA